AUGGAGCGCCGAAUCGGUGAUGGCGAGGAGGAUCCUUUCGGGUCUUCUUCAACAAAAAAUCUGGUAUCGUUGACGAACAAUAAAAGCGUUGAUUUUGUUCUACCACCAAAGAAACUUCAGAAGAGGUCUUCGUCGUGUCAUUGUCAAAAUCAGACUGUCAAUGCAACAGACUUGUUAAUCAAGAAGAUUAUUGACUGUAAUCGUGCUAUCAAUGGGACGUGGUUUGGGAGGACGAAUUCUACGUUAUGGAAUUUAUCAGGUUGCCGUUUAUCCCGGGCUCCGGAUGAGGUUAUUUUCGAGCCUAGACCAGAGACCACUACGGGACUGAGCGUAAGAUAUACGCUAGGCUCAGAAGUGAAUCCAAAUCAGAGUACAACAGUCAGCGCAGCUGUAAAAUCAAUAUUGCAUGACAUGGAUGUGAUUGCGAACAGCUUCUCGAAUAACACCAAUCCGUUGGUACAAGGUGUACUCAAAAAAUUUCAAGACAAUCAGCAGCUAUUGAAACAGGAAAUCGAUAAAUUGCUUCCAGUGACCGGAUGA
This is a messenger RNA of Anisakis simplex (herring worm), 540 nucleotides long. NCBI's taxonomy places the organism in Eukaryota, Metazoa, Nematoda, Chromadorea, Rhabditida, Anisakidae. The record is from the annotation of a GenBank genome assembly.